Messenger RNA from Lactuca virosa, 1804 nucleotides. The record is from the annotation of a GenBank genome assembly. Lineage: Eukaryota; Viridiplantae; Streptophyta; Magnoliopsida; Asterales; Asteraceae.
AAAGCGAUUGACCAAAUAUAGUUAAAGUUUUUGUUCAUCGCAACUACCAAUACCUUUUCAUUGAAGGAAUAUUAUUGCUGGUGGUUUAAUCACCUAAUCCCCCACCUGCAUUAGCCCUUUCAAUGUAAAUUACUCUUUCCAUCUUUAAUCAUUCAUAAAUCAGUAGCUACCCUUCUUUAAUCAACUAGUAUUCACUCAAUCAAACAAUCGUAUUUGCUAAAUGGAAAUCGAAUCGCCUUCUUCAACUGGAAAGAGUCAUUUCAAGCUAUGGAGCGAACUAGAGUUGCACGAAUUUCCAGAUAAAUUCGUUAUCAGACCAUUUAAAUCUCCGGAUCAAGGCUUCUCUAUUGCUCGUUCCGAUGGAACCUUUCGUAAUCUUGACGGUGAAGUUAAUUUGGAAACUGCUUCCAGGAUGUAUACUAUAUUUGGAGUUGCUGGAACAAUCAGAUUGCUUGCAGGGACAUAUGUAUUGGUCAUAACUUCUUGCAAGGAGGUUGGAACUUACCUUGGUUAUCCUGUCUUCAGAGUCAUGUCUAUGAAGUUCUUAUCUUGUAAUGAAGGUUUAAGUAAUCUUACUAAUCAGCAAAAAAAAGAUGAGGCUUACUUCCAGACAUUGUUGAGAACUGUAGAGGAGACUCCUGGCUUGUAUUAUUCCUACGAAACAGAUAUCACAUUAAACUUACAGAGAAGAUAUAAAUUGGCUGAUGGGUGGAUGAGUAAACCAAUUUGGAAGCAGGCUGACCCACGGUUUGUUUGGAACAGGAAUAUCUUGGAGGAGCUAAUUGAGAAUAAGCUUGAUGAGUUCGUUGUGCCACUCUUACAAGGAAAUAUCCUUUACAAUUGUUCUUAUGAAAGAUUACGUUUCCAAACUGGACAGCUGAAACUGAAUAAUUUAACAUCCACAAUCACAUUAAUAUCAAGGAGGUGCACAAGGCGUCUUGGUACUAGAAUGUGGAGACGUGGAGCUAACCUAGAAGGUGACACUGCAAAUUUUAUUGAAACUGAACAAUUGCUGGAGUAUGAUGGAUUCAAGUCAUCAUUUUUACAGGUCCGAGGUUCAAUUCCUCUAUUGUGGGAGCAAAUUGUUGAUUUAAGUUAUAAACCACGUCUUGCUGUUAUUGAGCAUCAAGAUACACCAAUGGUAGUGAAACGCCACUUUCAUGAUCUUAUGCAAAGAUAUGGAGAUACUAUUGCUGUUGACUUAACUGACCAGCAUGGAAACGAGAGCCUUUUAAACCUGGCAUUUGCCACAGAAAUGGAAAAGCUUCCUGAUGUUAGAUAUGUCUCAUUUGAUUUCCAUCAACGAUGUGGCAACCGAAAUUUUGAGAAUUUGAAACUUCUGUAUGAUGAAAUAGCCGAUGACUUUGAAAAGCAGGGAUUCUUCCUCCAAACCACACAAGGAGAGUUGGUAGCAGAGCAGAAAGGAAUCAUCCGAUCCAACUGCAUUGACUGCCUUGACCGCACAAAUGUUACCCAGAGUUAUCUUGCAAGGAUUUCUUUGAAUCAACAAUUGCAGCGGAUGUGUGCACUAACACAAUCAGAAAGCAUUUGUAGUUUCACAGCUGAUGAAGAUCUUGAGAUUUUCAGGACUUUGUGGGUGGAUCAAGGUGAUGAAAUCAGCCUCGAGUAUUCUGGAACAAAUGCUCUAAAAGGGGAUAUUGUCAGAUAUGGGAAACAGACUAUAUCCGGAUUAAUCAAAGAUGGGAUGAGUGCCCUUUCAAGAUAUUAUUUAAAUAAUUUCCAAGAUGGAGUUCGCCAGGCAAGUUUCUCAAUCUCUUGUGUGUGCAAAAAGACGUGAAUGCCC